This is a messenger RNA of Biomphalaria glabrata, 3521 nucleotides long. RefSeq lists its product as uncharacterized. The record is from RefSeq and is a predicted model, not a curated record. The transcript is spliced from 2 exons. Bases 124 to 1128 code for a protein of 334 amino acids. NCBI's taxonomy places the organism in Eukaryota, Metazoa, Mollusca, Gastropoda, Planorbidae.
CACUGAUAUCUCGGCGCCGUUUGGUCCAUCUCUUUUGUGAAUAUUUGAGUCGAGUCAUUUUGUUCCUCAUUCACUUCACAUGUUUUUUCUGCUGCGUAACAGUGUUGGAAUAUUCAUUUGAAGAUGUAUAAAAUGACGAUUUUUAUUUUUUUUUCUGUAUUAACAUUCAUUGAAGCAGCUGUCAUAACGAAUGUAGUACCAAGAACAUUUACUGUUGGUCUCUCAAGGAGUCUCAAAGUCGAAUGUCUUUACUUACAAGGACAAAACCCAGCGAUUUCUUAUUUGAUAUCUUUGUCUCUUUAUCAAGCUGCGGAUAAAACUGAGUCAGACUUCAACUUCAUCUCUUCUAUCAACAGUUUUGAUUCAGAUAUUCAGGCUGAGAACGUUGAAGAUUAUAAUGCGAAGUUCUCUGGACAAAUCAACAACAAAAAUGAAUCUUUUCUUAGAGUUGUUUGGGAAUUUCCGGACCUAGAUAAGUCUGGUGUUUACAAAUGUGAAGCCAAUGGAAUCAAUACAUUAGGGAAAGCUGUAACUCUAUCUAGCACUGCAGUUGUUGUUGGCUUGAGACCUGACAGUAAUCAACUUGUCGAGACUCUUCAAAAAUUAACUCUCAAAGUAGAGAACCUUCAAUUGAAAGUGAAUUCCACAGAAGAUCAUGUAAGAAUUCUUGACAACUUUAAUAAAUUGAAAUCCUCUGAACAAAAUAAUUUGACGAAUGCUUUGUUUGUAGUAUCCCCAACGUUCCAAGGCAAACGAUACAUGCUGAUAAAGAACCAACUCUAUAUCACAGCAAACCUAGCUGAAGUUCUCUGUGGUGUGUUUGGAGGUUAUCUCGCUGAGGUUGACAGUGAAGAGGAAUUCAGAUUUAUCAGAGACAAUUUGUUAGCUUUAGGUUUAUUUCCUCAUAUUAUUACUGGUGCUACAGACGAGAAGCAAGAAGGAGUUUGGAUCAAUCGUCACAGCAAAACUCCAGCAAAAUUCAUCAACUGGGGCCCAGGAGAACCAAAUGGUGGAACUAGGGAAAACUGUCUAAGUUACACUAUCUAUGGCAACAAUUGGUAUAUGAACGAUCUGUUUUGUACUGCUGACAUUGCUGUUGGCUUUAUUUGUGAAGUAGAGAUAAAGUAAAAAAAAAAAAAGCAACAUUACUGUUUUACCGCAUAAAAUACAUUUCAACUUAUUUGAUGUCUAAAAUAUUUUUUUUAAAUCCAUAUUAGUUGUUUUUUUAUGUUCCAUAACUAUAAUUAGAAAUUUGAAUUCAAACUUUCCAUAUUAUAUAAUGUGACGUUGAUGGGAUUUCAUUAGGUUCAAUUGAUUGGUUACAUAAUCAGUAAAGACGCUAUUAGGCUUUGCUGGUUCCAUCUUAGACCAGCUCUCAAUCCAAGUUGACUCACAGGUAGCUUACUAUUACUUUAAUUAUUUUUUUAAAUUAAAUCUUUAUUAUAAGUGCAAAGGCUCUGAUUAAUUGAUUCAGUGAUUGACUGACUGACCUAUUACUAUUUCUCCUGUGAACAAAAAAAAAUAAAAAAUACGAAACUUUAACCAGUUAUUAUUUCAGUGUUCGUAGGACAACUAAGCACCUUUUACGAUCGAAACCGCGGGGUUAAAGUGACAAAGACCCAUUCUUUUUUUCGCAAUUUCGACCCGAUAUGUUUUUGAAUGACGACAUAAUACCCCAGCCUAAUUUUAAUUCUACACAUUUAGACUCUGAAGGAAGAUCCGAAGCAUGUAAAACAUUUACAAACAAAAGAACGUCUGUAUUUCAUAAUAGAAGAUUAGAUCGAGAUUAAAGACCUAAAAUGAAAAAUCCGACAAAUUGUCACGGUAAGUACUAGGCUUAACUAGAAAUAUUUUCAUAUUAAUCUAAAUCUAAAUAUUUUUUUUCAUCCUUUAAUUUUAAAAGCACUUCACUUUUUCUCAUAUUUUUUUUAAUCAUUAACAGCAGGUAGGCUCAGUAGGUUUAGCAUCAUCCUGUAGGAAGAAGGAUCAGAAGUUCGAGUCCCUAAUCAUGCGAAAAAAAAAAAUAAUAUUUUUUUUGCACCUUUUUUAUUUUAAUAAUUCAAUUAACAUUAAAGUUGAAAAGGAAUUUAAAACCUCGAUCAAUUUAUAACAACCGAAUUGGCUUUUGAAAGCGUCAGAGAGCCUUUCAAAUAUUUCGAUAAAAAGCACUAAAGUCUAAGUCUCUAAGAUGUAACAGAUCUUCUUAUCUUAUAUAAUACAGAUGUUACUUCAAAAAAUAAGAUAAUUACGUCCUACGCGUCAUACAUUUAGUCAUGCAUAUUAACUUAAAUUCUGUCAAGUCACUGGUUUUCCUGGCUAGCUCAGGCAACCCAUUUCAUGCUCUAAUAGCACUAGAGAAGAAGGAGUAUUUGUACAAAUUUGUCCUAGCAUAUGGGAUGAGGAAUGUGCCUUUAUUUUUGUGUCUUUCUGAGUAUUUUAUUAAUUAUUUUGUUUUUGUAUUUGAAGAUUAUGGUUCAGUGUUUUAUGUAUAAUUGCUACUUUACUUUUGAGUCUUCUGUCCUGAGGGCUUUCUAAAUUUAGUGAUUUUACUAAAGGUGUUACUCUGGUUACGUGUGAAUAUUCGUUUGUUAUGAAUCUCACUGCUCUAUUUUGUGUCUUUUCCAGUUUCUUAAUGUUUUCUUGAGUUAAGGGGUCCCAAACAGAUGUAACAGAUACUAACAUUCAAGCGUAUUGAGAAGCGGAACGUAAAAAAAAAGGCGGGAAAGAGAUGUUUGAUAUAAAGUCCAAGAUGCCAGAAGGGAGUGUGACUGGGAGGACAAUUUAAAGCGGACGUUUUAAUUAAACGUAUCAUAAGUCACGAGUAUGCUUUUGUUCUAGAGUAGGGAAUAAGAAAUCGACUUUUAUCUUAAUGUCUUUCUGAGUAUCAUCAGGUUGUUGUUUUUUUCUGUUUAUAAAUUAUGGUUUAGUGUUAUACGUAUUAUAGCUGCUUUACUUUUUAUUCUUCUGUGCUGAAGUGUCUCAAAGUUUAGUGAUUUUACUACUGGUCUAAUCAAAUUUGAGUAUUCGUUCCACAACUAAUUUCCAUAAGGAUCAAUAAAGAUGUCUUAGUCUAAGUUAUACAUUUCGCUUCUCUGUUUUGUGUCUGUUCCAGUUUCUUAAUGUUUUCAUGAGUUGAGGGGUCCCAAAUAAAGGGAUGUUUUUUCUAUUACUGGCCUAACCAGAGCUUUAUCUUUAUGUUCAUGUUUGAUUUGUAAAUAUUUCUUUAAAUAAACCUUCAUCAUCAUCAUCAUCAAACUCCAUUUGAGUGAGGGCUUGAGAUGCUCAAAUCCUCUCUUGCAAAAGCCCAGGACAGAAACCCUGCUGUCUUGCGUAGUGCAUAAAUGUCGCCAUACAGGUCGAGAAUUUCCCAAACCUUAAUGUAUUGCUUGAUUUUUUUUAAAUAAUACAUCAAUAUGGAGAUUCCAUGAUAACUUUUCAUUUACUAUUAUACCUACUUAUUUUGAGUUUUUAGUCUGUGUCAUUGAUUUAUCAUAAAUAAAAUAAAAAGGUUUUAUUUGUUU